AUGGUGGCGGGCAGGACGCGCAAGUACUACAUGGUGGGGGGGAAGGGCGGCGUGGGGAAGACGAGCGUGUCCGCGGCUCUGGCAGUGAAGUUCGCCAACGAGGGCCAUCGCACUCUGGUGGUUUCCACCGACCCCGCGCACUCCCUCAGCGACUCCUUCGCUCAGGACGUGUCUGGAGGGAAACCUGUGGCUGUGGAGGGAACCGACCUGCCUCUGUUCGCCAUGGAGAUAGACCCAGAGCAGGCGCGCGAGGAGUUCCGGUCAGCAACAGGCAAGGACGGCGGCAAGGGCGUGAAGGACUUUAUGGACUCCAUGGGCCUGGGCGGCUGGAUUGACCAGUUGAGUGAGCUGAAGCUGGGCGAGCUGCUAGACACGCCACCACCUGGGCUGGACGAGGCUGUUGCUAUUGCCAAGGUCGUGCAGUUCAUGCAAUCGCCCGAGUACAGCAACUUCACUCGCAUUAUCUUUGAUACUGCUCCCACGGGGCACACGCUUCGGCUCCUUUCCCUCCCCGACUUCCUUGAUGCUUCCAUUGGAAAGAUUCUCACUCUCAAGAACAAGAUCAGCUCUGCCACGUCAGCAGUCAAGUCUCUCUUUGGCCAGGAGGACGGCAAGCCUGACACAGCGGUGGAGAAGCUGGAGCAGCUGAAGGAGCGGAUGGUGAUGGUGAGGGAGAUAUUCCGCGACCAGAAGGCCACCGAGUUCAUUAUAGUCACAAUCCCCACAAUCAUGGCUAUAAAUGAGAGCGCCCGCCUGCUGAAAUCGCUGGAGGUGGAGGGCGUGCCAGUGAAGCGGCUUAUAGUGAAUCAGAUCCUGCCCAAGUCCAACACGGAUUGCAAGUUCUGCAACAUAAAACGGAAGGACCAGCAAAGGGCACUGGAUAUUGUGGAGGCAGAUAAGGAGCUGAGUCACCUGAGGGUGAUUCAGUCGCCUCUCUUUGACCUUGAGAUUCGUGGCGUGCCUGCUCUCAAGUUCAUGGGGGACCUGGGAGCCAUGGCUAGGAAGCGCAAGUCUGGAGCUGACGCUGCAACCGACGUCCCGCGGGAUCUCAACGAGAUCCCGUACAUCGCGUGGAUCAACAAGCAAAUUGCAUCCGGUCGCAAGCCUGCAGGCCCGCUGCCUGAAGGUGUACCGUCUCCCGGAGCCACCUCGUACGAAGCGCCGCGUGACGUCCCCACGCGCGGCCGUCGUGACGCCGACAGGGUUGCGUCCUCACGCGUCGUCGACGAUACCCCGCUGGACGAUGAAGAGGAUGACGACAGCGACUACCACGACUUCGCCGUCGCCACCGAUGACGAGGCGGACUCAGGCGAGGAGCCGGACAAGGGUAUGUCCGAUUCGGAGGACGAGUCCGAGGACGAGGCUGAGGCGCCAGAGGAGACGUUCCCCUCCGCUCCCGCUACGCGUGCCAGUCGUGCUAAGUCCGCUGCCCCUGCUACCGCCGCGUCUAAGGGCGACGAGCCUCCACGCCGCGGCCCAAAGACCCGCACUCAGGUGCCUGUGAAACGCAUCGUUUGGUCUCCGCUCGAGAACACGAUCUUCGUCGCGGCCCGAUGGUUCAUGAAGGACGAACUGGAGCCCCUGCUCGGGAAGCAGGGCUCGCAGUACUGGGCGCGCCUUGUGCACCAUCUCGAGAAGGAGAACCCGGGGUGGGUUCGCGGCGUCCACGCCGUGCAGAAACAGUGGCGCAACCUCGUGCAGUUCUACAAGCAGUUGAAGAAGGCGGAUAAGGCGUCGGGCAAGGGGACCGUGUGCAAGCCCCCGUGGUACCCGUACAUGGAGUUGUUCCUCAACAACCGGGCAGUUGCUAACCCGCAUGCCGUGGCUGCAGGAGGCGCGACGAACGUUAACGCGCCGUGUGGCUUCAACGUGCCCUCUACAUCGGUGCCUACGACGACUACUCCGACGUUCACUGGUAUACUCGACUUUCCUUUCCCUGAAGGCUCACAUGGCUGCACAUCCACACCCCCGCAGUGCACCCCUCCGUCGAAGCGCCCGCGCGUGAUGGAGACGGCAACUAUGGCGGCCGCCAAGCUCGUCUGUGAGACGAUCAAGGACUGCCACCAGGACGCUAUGAGCAAGCUCGAAGGGCUUGUCCGCGCCUGGAUGGAGCAGGAUGAGCGUAUAGCACGUGAACGUCUCCAGCAGACGGCGCCUGCUCCGCCUGCCCGUUACGGCGCACCGCCCGACGCUCCCGCCCAGACGGCCGCGAACGCCACCGAUGGUGGCGACGACGGAUGGUUCCGUCGCGGGCAGAGUGGCGACGCGGCCGCUAACCCUGAUGAGGCCGCGGAGGUGUGGGUUCGCGGCGACGGCGAGUAA
Messenger RNA from Closterium sp. Yama58-4, 2322 nucleotides. The record is from the annotation of a GenBank genome assembly. NCBI's taxonomy places the organism in Eukaryota, Viridiplantae, Streptophyta, Zygnematophyceae, Desmidiales, Closteriaceae.